This is a messenger RNA of Caenorhabditis bovis, 1500 nucleotides long. The record is from the annotation of a GenBank genome assembly. NCBI's taxonomy places the organism in Eukaryota, Metazoa, Nematoda, Chromadorea, Rhabditida, Rhabditidae.
AUGAGCGACGAUGGGAUGGAUGAUGAUGAGGACUAUGGAUUCGAGUAUGAGGAUGACAGCGGCUCGGAGCCCGAUGUCGACAUGGAGAAUCAGUAUUACACGGCGAAGGGUCUUCGUGCCGAUGGCAAAUUGGAUGAAGCGAUUCAAGCGUUCGAAAUGGUUCUGAAACUUGAAGAAGAGAAGGGCGAAUGGGGAUUCAAAGCGCUCAAGCAGAUGAUAAAGAUCACGUUCGGACAGAAUAACCUUGAGAAGAUGCUCGAGUACUAUCGCCUUCUGCUCACUUAUAUCAAAUCGGCGGUAACGAAAAACUAUUCGGAGAAGUCGAUCAACGCGAUUCUUGAUUACAUCUCGACGUCGAAACAGAUGGAUCUCCUUCAGCACUUCUAUGAGACGACGCUCGAAGCAUUGAAGGACGCAAAAAACGAGCGACUGUGGUUCAAGACGAACACGAAACUCGGCAAGUUGUUCUUCGAUUUGCGCGAUUUCGGCCGACUGGAGAAGAUUGUGAAGCAGCUGAAGAGGUCGUGCAAAGACGAGACCGGCGAGGAGGAUCAACGCAAAGGCACGCAGUUACUCGAGAUAUACGCGCUCGAGAUUCAAAUGUACACCGAGCAAAAGAACAACAAAGCGCUGAAAUCGGUGUACGAGCUCGCCAAACAGGCGAUUCAGACGAAGUCGGCGAUUCCGCAUCCGUUGAUUCUUGGCGUGAUUCGAGAAUGCGGCGGAAAGAUGCAUUUGAGAGAAGGACGAUUCGCCGAUGCUCACACGGACUUUUUUGAAGCUUUCAAGAAUUAUGAUGAAUCGGGAUCGCCUAGAAGAACGACGUGUUUGAAGUAUCUCGUGCUUGCGAACAUGCUCAUCAAAUCGGAUAUCAAUCCGUUUGAUAGUCAGGAAGCGAAGCCAUUCAAGAAUGAGCCCGAAAUUGUGGCGAUGACGAAAAUGGUUCAAGCUUACCAGGAUAAUAAUAUUGCGGCUUUUGAGAAAAUACUCGCGCAACAUCACGAUAGCAUAAUGGCGGAUCCUUUUAUUCGAGAGCACACUGAGGAGUUGAUGAACAAUAUUAGGACGCAAGUUCUUCAUCGACUCAUUCGCCCGUAUACGAGUGUUCGGCUCUCGUGGCUCGGCAAACAGCUUAAAGUGUCGCAGGAGGAGGUGGUGAAGCUUCUUGUUGAGACCAUUCUUGAUGACGGUCUCGAUGCGAAGAUCAAUGAAGAGACCGGAAUGCUGGAAAUGUCUCGAGAUAAGAAGAAUGUGGUGCGAUCGAGCGGUCUAAUACCUGGAAUGGCGACAUCGGCAAACGCCGGACCAUCGACGUCGGACGCGAAGGGACCAUCGACUUCAACGGCGACGGUGGCUUCGACAGUGAAUACUGCUGAUUCGGCGUCUCUUAUGGCUUCGACGCAGACGAACGCUCAAAAAGAAUUGUCGCAUGAGGCACUUGUCGCAUGGGCGGAAAAGAUUGAUAAGAUUCAGAUGAUGAUUGCCACGAAAUUUAAGUGA